GUCAUAAAAUUGUACUGGUAUUUGAUAAUGACCUCACUUCGCUAGACUUUUGUUGUGAGAACAUUUGAACAAUCUCAAUUCCUCCCAUCAUGGUGCUGCUGCUUGCUACCGGUAUAAAUAUAUGCCUAAAGCUGCAGUUAGCUAACACCUUCUGCCCUGACUAUCAUAGCCACAUCUCUAUAAUAGACAAACUCAUAAGAUGAAAAUUCUCGAAUCUUUUGGUCAUAGUGACUGUCAAGUAGUGAUCAACAUGAUAGAGCACCAAAAGGCUCUCAUGGUGGAGCUGCGUGGCAUGGUCAUGCCAUUACUUCCGAGCGACAAUGAACAAGCCAAGCUUGCUCUUCAACUCUUGGGAGAUAUAUUGAGUUGCUCAGAUAAGGCUAUCUCCAUGCUAGAACUUGGUGGAGACACUAAAAAGCUGACCAAUCUUGUUGGAGGUAAGAGAAAAGGUGACAAGCAUAGCAUGGACAACCACAACUUGGAGGAGGAAGCCAAAGAAAGUGUUAGCAAGAGAAGAAAGAAUGCAGAACACACAGGUUCAACUGUGGCUCAAGCACCUCACAAUGAUGGACAUCAAUGGAGGAAGUAUGGUCAGAAAUGGAUCUCUAGAGCAAAACAUUCCAGGAGCUACUAUAGGUGUGCCAAUAGUAAAGUGCAAGGCUGUCCUGCUACAAAGACAGUGCAACAAAUGGAUUCCAGUGGAAAUGGAACAUCAAAGUUGUUCAACGUUGACUACUAUGGCCAACACACAUGCAGGGGAGAUGGCAUAGCCGAUCCAUAUGUUGUCGACACAGCCCAUCACAGUAUGGAACCUAUCAAUCAAAACGAAUGCAAUAGCCCUACACUUGAACACGAAGCCCAUGAAGUUCAAGAUGAAAGAUUUGAAAACUUGUGUAUGGUACAAAAUAUGCCAGAGUAUUUGAUAGAUUUUGAAUUGGAGAGAGCCUUCGAGUUUAUUGUGAACUCACCAUUGGGUUCUGAGCAUUGGACGUUCGAUGAUUCAAUAAGAUGUGAGCACAGUCCAAUAUGCAUAUGGGGAUGAUGACUUGAUGUUAGCUAUAAGCUAGCUUGGAGUUUCAUCCAGGAUGUGCUGUAAUGAUAAGUUGUGACCUGGUAAAAAUACAUAGCAUUUUGCUCAUGACUAAGAAGUAAACCUGAAAUUAAGAAGCAUGUGUAUAAUCUAUUACUAUUAUAAAAAUUGAAGAUGUUUCCGCGGUC
Messenger RNA from Oryza sativa Japonica Group (Japanese rice), 1218 nucleotides. RefSeq names its product probable WRKY transcription factor 67. Gene Ontology annotation, molecular function: DNA-binding transcription factor activity; sequence-specific DNA binding. The record is from RefSeq and is a predicted model, not a curated record. NCBI's taxonomy places the organism in Eukaryota, Viridiplantae, Streptophyta, Magnoliopsida, Poales, Poaceae. Gene Ontology annotation, biological process: regulation of DNA-templated transcription.